GUUUGGUUCUACGCUUCUUUGUUUCUCCUCGCCCUCCUUGGCUGCGGGAUCGGGGCGCGCUGCUACGUGCUUCGACGGCGCAGGAAGAUGGUUGAGGUGCUGCCGGAAGAGCUGGAAGAGGGCAGGGCGCUGGAGACCGAGCACCCCGCGCCCACCAUCCUCACGGACAGCAAGGACAGCGCGGCCUUGCGGGCGGUGGCCGAUGCGAAGAGUGGGGACAACCCCUACCUGGCCAUGGCCAAGAAAAACCCCAAGAAGCAGGCGUCUCGCAAGGGCAGCAGCUGGGAGGUGAACGACACCCCGCGGGAAGGAGACGAUGAGGAUACCUGGAGCGAGGCGUCCACACCAGAGAACUCCGACGGCGAGAGCAGCGCCAGCGGCAGCUCGGAGGAGCCCAUGGUGUCGCCCCGCACGGCACUGGCGGCCAAUGCGCUGCAGCAGCACGCGCAGCAGUUCUCGCCGGACCUGGUAGCCGCCAAGGCCUUAAGCGCGCACGCCGCGGGGAAGAAGCGGCAGGAGAGCGACGACAGCGCGGCUUCGGGCGCGCUUCAGGCACACGCUGGGCUCUUUGCCGAGCGGGGUGGCUCAAAGUCUUCAAAGGCUCGGGAGGAGAGCGACGACGGCACGGCUUCGGGCGCGCUUCAGGCACACGCUGGGCUCUUUGCCGAGCGGGGUGGCUCAAAGUCUUCAAAGGCUCGGGAGGAGAGCGACGACGGCACGGCUUCGGGCGCGCUUCAGGCACACGCUGGGCUCUUUGCCGAGCGGGGUGGCUCAAAGUCCUCCAAGGCACGGGAGGAGAGCGACGACGGCACGGCUUCGGGCGCGCUUCAGGCACACGCCCGGCUUUUUGAGGGCGAAGAGCGCGAGAGCGAGGCUAAGCGCCUGGCGAAGGGCGGCUCCCUCGCCUCCAAGGCCACUGCCCAAUUCGGGCCGAAGCCGAGGAAAGAGGCAGAGUCCUCCGAGUCCUCAGAGAGGGACGGAGACGCAGUCGGCAGCAAGCAGAGCAGCAAGCAAAGCAGCAAACACAGCAAGCAGAGCAGUAAGCACAGCAGCGCAGCUGAUGGUGCGGACGAGGUGCGGUGAGCUCCCUGAGAGAGAGCUCCUGCCAUCAGCGCUCCGUGGGUUUUCUGCAAGUCCCGUGGGGUUUUUGUCAGG
Messenger RNA from Effrenium voratum, 1155 nucleotides. Lineage: Eukaryota; Dinophyceae; Suessiales; Symbiodiniaceae. The record is from the annotation of a GenBank genome assembly.